Messenger RNA from Symbiodinium pilosum, 2484 nucleotides. The record is from the annotation of a GenBank genome assembly. NCBI's taxonomy places the organism in Eukaryota, Dinophyceae, Suessiales, Symbiodiniaceae.
AUGGCUGCCUUGGCUUUGCAGUCAGAUCUUGGGGACGAUGUCAGGGGUUUGGCGUCAGCAGAAGCUGGCGAUGAUGAGGAUGUGCCAAGGACACCUCCUCCGAAAAAAAGGCGAGGCAAAGGCGCCCGCAAAAGCGGCAAAAAGCCUUCCAAUCCCAAGCAUCGACCAGCUACUUUGAAAUGCCGUGAUUGCAACAAGGUCAAGCCAUCCGCAGAGUUCUAUGAAGAUCAGAGGGUCUGCAAAAUCUGCAAUUCCGGCAAGAGAGCAUUGCUCACCACAGCUAGUGCACAAGGUUGCAGAGAAGCUGUGCAGGCCUUCGCAAAGAAGAAUCCGGAAGCUUUCGAUUCCAUGCAGAAAGCUCACAACAAGGCCCGCGCAGAGCAGGCGAGAGAGCAAGGCAAAGUCAAGUUUUCUUGCGCUGUUUUCAUGCGUGAAUGGGAGAAGCGUGAAGGGUUCAGAGAUGCACAGCUAGGAGAGUACAUGUGGGAACAAGAAUUCUAUGAGUUUGCUGCCGGAGCUAAACUUGGAUUCUUGAGCAAGCCUGAGCGCGAGCAGAGAUGGCUUGACAUGAAAGCCGAAGAGUGGCGCCCCAGGGACCAUGAAGGUCCACGUGGCUUCCUGCGGUUGUGGGUGAAGACGAAAGAUCAGGCGGAGCUGUACAAUGACGUGAGCUCCGCCAAGCGCCUGCAAUUGCAAGAACUUGCCAGGAAGCCCUCCGAGAAGCAUGUGCAAUCUCGCGUCCAGAUGGCUUUUGGGGACACGGUAGAUGACAAGCUAGAUGCUAACGUUGACUUUGCGGGUGUGAAGUCUGAGGCAAUGAAGGCCUCCGGCACAGGUGGCAACAUGGCAGGCCUCAUGAUGCCGCUCGUGAGCGACCUGAUGGAGACUGCGAGCGCCCAAUGCGCCCUCAAAUCAAAGGGCCGUUCAGCAAGGGCUCAGAAGAAGAAGGGGAGCGAUGCAGAAGAAAGUGAUGAUGAUGAUGAUGAGGCUACUGAUUCGGAGGAGGAGGGCGAGGAUGAGGGUAGCCAAUCUUCGGAAGGAGCCCGGGGCGAAAAGCGCAAAGCCGGCAAGAUGAGCAAGAAAGCUAAAGGCUCAGGCAAAGGGCAGGCGAGUUGGUACGACGCGGAGACCCAGAACCUGAAAGCCGAGAGGGCCUUCGGCAGCAGCAUCGAGACCUUGAAGGGCCAGAUGGUUGAGGUCGCCGACAGCAUGUCCAAAGCCGUGACAGAGUUCCGCUCAGUCCCCACCGACGCCCAGGCCUUCCAGGACGAGAUUGCGGUGGUCAUGCGACGACAAGAAUGGCUUGUUGCUGUCAAGGACAGCAAUAACGCGAAGCUGUCAGAGCUCCUCUCCUCAGCAACCGAGCCAAAUGAUGAUGGCAUGAGCGCCGCUGCUUCCCGCGACGCAACAGCUUUGGCACGGGCGGGGCCUUGCGCAGGGUUCCAGAGCCUCAAGGUGCUGCAGGAGCUCAGCAACCAGGCUGUGAAGUUCAGGGGUUGUGCAAGCAGAGAAGAAGUGAAGUCUGUGAACGAGAAGCUUCAAACUGAGAAGAAGGUGUACAACACUUUGCUCAGCUGCUGCAAAACAGCAGUCUCCGAGCUGCGUGCGUCCAAAGCGCGUGGCGUGGCAGCUGCAGAGGCAGCCAAAAAGAAGCGGACUCGGCAGGAGGAAGCGGAUGCCAAGAAGGACGCCAAGAAGAAGAAGAAUGGGCAGCAACAACAGAACAGCCGUGCGUCUGUGGGGUCACAUGUGAUCUUUCAGCUUGAGGAGUCAGAGUGCUCCAGCAUUCCAUCCUCGCCGACGUGGAUCCCAGCCUUCACCUUGGAGCGCCCGAAGCCUUUCCUGAUCACAGGCAUAGCGGACAUUGUGGGCGAGCAGGCUGGCAAGGAGAAGUUUGACCUGGUGCUGAAAGACUUCAGCAAGGCGUUCAACGAGAGCUCUUUGAAGGCUUGCCAGCUUGGCUCAAAAAUGAUGCAGGUCACCGAGGGCCGCGCGUCCCAGCCGAUUGAUGCAGACCUUGGCAAGCUCAUUUGGGAGCGCCUGAAGUCUAUGGCCCCUGAUGAGGAGAUGAAGCGCACCAUUCAUAUGGCUUCAGAAAAACCAAUGCCAGCUGCUUUGCAGAAAGCUCUUGCUGUGAAUCUGUACGGAUUCGCCGCAGGACAUGUGUCUGUGGCCAAAUCCGAAAUGCAUCAAUUUUCGUGUUUCCGGUGGUCGAUGCAAGGCACACGCUCAGUCGGGAUCCUUUCCUACAAGGAAGCACGAACCUUUCUGGGGCAAGGCAAGACCAUGUCUUUCCAGGAGAUGCUCUCAUGGGGGACAUCAGCGUCUUUGAAGGAGUGGCGAGAGUUGCUGGCUGCUUGCCCUGCCGCUUUGUUCACAGGAACAGUUGGACCACAUGAUCUCUCUUUGUGCCCAGCGCCUCCAUCGUCUUUCACAGAGCUUUCCCAGACAGCGACACUCUGGGGGUCCGUGCAGGAUUUCUGA